This is a messenger RNA of Ceratina calcarata, 1394 nucleotides long. RefSeq names its product Myb-interacting protein 40 (gene mip40). Lineage: Eukaryota; Metazoa; Arthropoda; Insecta; Hymenoptera; Apidae. Gene Ontology annotation, biological process: negative regulation of transcription by RNA polymerase II. The transcript has 7 exons. Bases 296 to 1252 code for a protein of 318 amino acids. Gene Ontology annotation, cellular component: Myb complex; transcription repressor complex. The record is from RefSeq and is a predicted model, not a curated record.
CAAGUCAGACAACCGUGUGGAAGUCUGACAAUGAGUUGCAGCUGUGAAUACUGUUUUCCGCUUUAAAAAAACAAGAUUGUUACCGCGUUUGUUUUCAUUUCAAGAGUGACUUUACAAUUCGGCGUCAAACAAUAAAUUAAUGAAACGCUGCCUCGCGAGCAUGUGAUUGUGUGUGAUAGAAGUGCCGGGGUCCAUUAACCAUUUCUUCGAUGUUCGGUCUAAGAUUCCUUUAAUAAUUUCUCGUUAUCAUUACGUGCGUGUUUGGAAAGUUAAUAACGGUCGUGGAUGAAAAGAAAUGAUCACUGCAGCUGAUGUUGCAAGAACGGUUUUCAUAGAGAUAGUACGUAUUCAUUAUGGCGAGUACGACAGGUUUUCUGCGAUCAGCGUGUUCCAGCGACGACGUCUCCCUAACCUUCCAUAUUCGCAGACGCCGGCAGAUUCACGAGCAACGCAAACACACGACCGAAUAAAUUACGAGAUGGGGAAGAAAAGAAAUAUUCAGUCAACACCUGCACCAGUACCUGGUCGAGUGAAAGUUGAAAUAAAAGAUGAAUUAGGGGACAGUGAAGUUCUUGUUGCAAGAGAUCGUUUGAAAGGUGCUCUUAGAGAAUUAUUGCAACAUAGUGACACAGGAUCAUCAGCUGAAUCAAGUGAAGAAAGUUCUGUGCAAGAGAAACAUCAUAUGAAGAGAAUGUCUAAGUCUAUGGGUUUUUCACAACCACGUAAAGUACGUCGCCGCAGACAAGUCCAAGCUGACACCUUGUUCCACCAUACCUAUGUAAUGAAAUUAUUCGAUAGAAGCGUUGAUUUAGCACAGUUUCAAGAAGACACGCCACUCUAUCCUAUAUGCAGGGCAUGGAUGGCGAAUCAGCCAAGAAAUCCUAAUCUGGUACCAAAAAUACGUAGUCCGAGCCCAGAAAUAGUAAAUGAAAUUAAUGUAAGCAACAACAUAUUGGAUAGUAAUGGAGAAAUUCGUGAUGUUUAUUACUUGCCGCCACCGCUACCUUGCGAGGAAGCUAUACCGAGGAAUCGUAUACCAUCACCAAUACCUAAAGAGAAGGAAGAAUUAAAUUUAGAUUAUGAUGGACAAACUUUGAAAUCACGAGAAACAUUGUUAAAAGAACAUAGAGUACACUGGAACGCUGUGCGGAAAAAAUGGCAUCAACAGGCACAUAAAAAUGAACAACGUUUUGCGCAGAGUGCAAGCAUUUUAAAUACUAUAUUCAAGAGGGCGCAAUCAGAAUUUGAGUAGUCCAUUUAUUGGCAGAUCGUUGACAUCCUAUUGACAAUAAAUUAAAUAUGACUUUUCCAUGAAUUAUGUAUAAAUAUCUUUUUCUAUUGUGUAUCUUAUGUCCUAUUUGUAGAAAUAUAUUUCCCUUUUUAUUACAAUAUAA